UCCUGUUCUAUUUUCGUCUUCACCUUUUCUGGUACACGUUUAUCCUUGUAUCAUGAAUCACGAUGUCUUGAGUACCUGACGGGAGUUGUGGUUGUUCGUAUUCGCCCGGGUUUCGGGACGGUCCUGUGUAUUGCCAUGUUUUUCUUGUUUUAUCCAUUUUUGUAUAUAUAUUUGUAGGUCAUAUUAUGAAUAUCUAUUUUUAUGUGCCUUUUGUAUAUUACUUGGGUGAGAAUUAAUAUAUAGGGAAGUGAGGUGUUAUCAAGCGCGUUCUGGGUGGCCAGUGGUGACGUGGCCAGGGCUGUGUCGACACCAGGGUGGUGUUGGUUGUGUGGGGUGCACCUGGGUCCUGUGUUGGCCUUUGAAGAUUUGACUUACCUGUGCCUUGGAAACUGCGAAGACUGCAUGGUAUUCGUGGGGUGGCCACGCGCUCUUCAGGAACCCGCCACGCUGUUUUCCUUUUCUGGGAAAGGAUGGCAGGUGGUGCCGCGGUGAACACUCCCAACACGUGCAGGAGGAAAACGGUAUACCAACCAUCAGUCAGGACUCUACUAGUGUGUCCCGUGGCACUGAUAAGGCCAUACGAUGGAUGUGCAGUGGUGUGGCGUCGCGGCCUAGUGUUGGACUUCCAGCCCCUCACCACCACUUCUAAGUGCCUGUGUGCUGUUGUAGCUCACAGUCAAUGUGAUAGAUUACUCCUCGUUUCGAUGUACAUGCCUAAUGAUGAUAACUGUGAUCGGAGUUUUGAAAUUUUUGGUGAAGUCUUAAAUGAAUUGUCAGCUAUGAUAAAUUUAUAUGACGGUUAUGAUAUAAUUGCGGGGGAUUUUAAUGUGGAUUUCUAUAGACGAUCUCAUAAUGCUGAUCUUUUAAAACUGUUUCUGAAUGAGGAAAAUUGAUUGUGUCCACCAUUAUCUUCUACUCACACGACCUAUACCUAUGAGUCGGCACGAGGUAAUAGAUCUUGUAUCGAUCAUUUCAUUGUUAAUGAAUCUGCUAUUAGAGCUGGUGAAUGUCUCAACUUUUAUGGAUGGCAACAAUCUAACUGAACAUUUACCUAUAUCUAUAACGACUACUUUAACAGUAAAUGUCUGUAAUACAGAAAAAUUCACACCGCCAAGCGUUGACUGGGAAAAAGCUUUGUCCCUAGAUAAUGGGAACUAUAAAACACUGAUUGAUUUUCAUUUAAGGCAUUUAGAUAUGUCGGGUGUUCUGGCACCAUGUCCUGAUUACCCUUGUAAAACACACAGUAACAUGAUAAUGAACACACUCGAAAAGAUACUUGAAAUAUUAAAGAAAUGUGCUUAUAUUGCUAUACCUAGACAGCGCGUAAAUUGUUGAAAUAUUAAAGAAAUGUGCUUAUAUUGCUAUACCUAGACAGCGCAUAAAUGGAAAGAAAGGAAUACCAGGAUGGAAUGAAUAUGUAAGACCGUAUAAGGACAAAUCCACCUUCUGGCAUGGAAUUUGGAAAAAUGCAGGUUGUCCGGCUAGUGGACAGCUUGCAGAUUUAAGAAGGUUUAGUAGAUCGAAAUAUCACUGGGCAAUUAAACAAGCUAAAAGGAAUGCAGAUGAGAUCUUGAAGAAAAAUACAGCUGUCACUCUUAGAAAUAAAUCAUUCAAAGAUUUCUGAAAGAUCAUUAAAAAAAUGAAAGGAAGAAAUAUGUGUUCUAAUCAGUUUAAUAUUACUCUGUUCCUCCAUAAAGUUUUUUUUUUUUUUUACAUGGAUGUGGUAAGUAAAAAAAGGUCAAAAACACAAAAAGCUAGUUUUUGGUAAUGUUUUGAUUUCCCAUAUAGGGUGCUUUCAAAGCUUUUUAGUGUUUUGGUGCCUAACACUCAAAAACGCUUAAAAGAUACAUUUCCGGAAAUGUGGUAUC
Scylla paramamosain (green mud crab) is the source of this 1868-nucleotide messenger RNA. RefSeq lists its product as uncharacterized. The coding region runs from base 471 to 893 and encodes 140 amino acids. The record is from RefSeq and is a predicted model, not a curated record. The transcript is spliced from 6 exons. Lineage: Eukaryota; Metazoa; Arthropoda; Malacostraca; Decapoda; Portunidae.